UUUUAUCUGGGUCCCUCAGCCCUUGUGUGACUGCCCUUUGGUGUGGAGAUACAGGCAAACCUGUGGGACCGGCAGGCUGUCAUGGCGACCAGUGGGGACCCAGAGGAGGAGCAGGUAGUCCCAAGUGAAGAGGAGGAAGCCGAUGUGAGGGCUGUGCAGGCCCAGUAUCUCCGGAGCCCCUCCCCCAGCCAGUACUCGAUGGUCUCAGAUGCAGAAACAGAAAGCAUUUUCAUGGAGCCCAUACACCUCUCUUCAGCUGUUGCGGCUAAACAGAUCAUCAAUGAAGAAUUCAAGACACGGAGGAUCAGAGCAGAGGCAGAAUGUCCAGGCAUACUGGAGUCGGCCGAGCAGCUGCUGGUGGAGGACCUGUACAACCGUGUUAGGGAGAAGAUGGAUGACACCAGCCUAUACAAUACCCCCUGUGUCCUGGAUUUACAGCGGGCCUUGGUCCAAGACCGCCAGGAGACCCCCUGGAAUGAGGUGGAUGAGGUCUGGCCCAAUGUCUUCAUAGCAGAGAAGAGUGUAGCUGUGAACAAGGGGAGGCUGAAGAGGCUGGGAAUUACUCACAUCCUGAAUGCUGCUCAUGGCACUGGUGUCUACACUGGGCCUGAAUUCUACACUGGCCUGGAGAUUCAGUACUUGGGUAUGGAAGUGGAUGACUUUCCCGAGGUGGACAUCUCCCAGCAUUUCCGGAAGGCUGCUGAAUUCCUUGAUGAAGCCCUGCUGACCUAUAGAGGGAAGGUCCUGGUCAGCAGCGAAAUGGGCCUCAGCCGGUCGGCCGUGCUGGUGGUGGCCUACCUGAUGAUCUUCCACGACAUGGCCGUGCUGGAGGCCCUGAUGACUGUGCGCAGGAAGCGGGCCAUCUAUCCCAACGACGGCUUCCUGAAGCAGCUCCGGGAGCUCAACGAGAAGCUGAUGGAGGAGAGAGAGGAAGCCUACAGCCAAGAAGGGAGGACAGAUGAGGCUGAGGAGGGCGGAGACAUGGAGAGCAACGACGGGGCCAGAGUGCAGGGCCUCACCGUGCAGGAGGAGAGCGACACCGCCAGCCUCCUGAGCGGCUCCUCCUGGGGGAAGGCCAGCCAGGCGUCCAAGUCCCUCACCCUCAUCGACGAAGACGAGGAGGAGAAGCUGUAUGAGGAGUGGAGGAGGGGGCAGGGCCUCCCCCCAAGCAAGGGCCCCCCGGGGGGAAAUGGCGGGCGGCCAGCCUCUGGCCAGGGUAGGGAGGAGCCCGAGGACGGGGCAGUGGACCGGAGGAUCCAGGAGUGGCAGAGCCGGAACGAGCGGCUGCAGGCGGGAGGGCUUCGGAGGUGGGAGGGGGCGGAGGCCGAGCGGGAGGCCGGCGACGCCGGCUGGUUCGGGAGGCGAAGCCCGCGGCACACGCUGAGCGAGAGCCGGCCCCCGGAGAGCGUCAGCGGCCGCGACCUCCGGGGCCCGCAGCCGCCGCUGGAGACAAGCGGCCAGGGCGGCGGGGCGGCGGGCCGCUCCGACUCAAUGUCCACGGACGGCACGUGGGACAUGUGGACCCAGAGGCUGCUGGAGAUUGAGAAGGAAGCCUCCCGUCGCUACCGCUCUCGGAGCACGACGGAGGCGGCGGCCACAAGCUCGGAGGGGGCGAGCAGCGUGCGAGCGGAGGACGAGGAGAGCGUGUCUUCGGAGGCCUGCUCUUCCUGUAACUUCUGCAGCAGGACCCAGGACAAGCUCACUGCCCUGGAGAGGUGGAAGAUCAAGCGAGUCCAGUUUGGGUUUCACAAGAAAGACUUGGGGGCAGAGGACAGCAGCAGUGAGCGAGCCGCCGAGGAGGCGGAGAGGGAGCCCAAGGGCUCCGACGUGGACCUGACGGCCUACCGGGCCUGGAAGCUGGGGCACCAGAAGAAGGUGGGCGGCGACAGCAAGCAGGAGGUGGCGGCGCUCGGCAAGGGAGAGGACUCGGCCUCGGCCAAGAAGAGGCAGCGGAGGCUGGAGCUGCUGGAGAGGAGCAGGCAGACGCUGGAGGAGAGCCAGUCCAUGGGAAGCUGGGAGGCAGACGGCUCGGCCGCCAGCCCGAGCAUCCCCCGGUCCGCCGUCUGGGCGGCAGCCCCCUCGGUCAGCGCCGAGGACGCGGCCUCGGUCCUCAGCGCCCAGAGCCACGGCUCCCGCCGGUCUCAGGCUGGAAGCCACGCAGGGGGGUGCUGGGCCCCGACCGCCGGCACCGCGCUGCCUGACCUGCCCGUGGGGCCUGGGGACACGGUCUCCGUCGCCAGCAUUCAGAACUGGAUCGCCAACGUGGUCAGCGAAACCCUCGCCCAGAAGCGAAACGAAAUGCUCCUGCUGUCCCGCUCGCCGCCCGCUGCGAGCACGGAGGCGGCCCGGGCCCCCCUGCUCAGUGGACGCGGCAGCCCCGCGCCGGGCGGGGGGACCAGCAAGCCGCUCUACAGCCUCUUCGCUGACAGCGUUGACCUGAAGGAGCUCGGCCGGAAGGAGAGGGCGAUGCAGAUGGACCUGAGGGACAAGAUGUCCGAGUACAAGAUGGAGAAGCUGGCCUCCGACAACAAGCGGAGCUCCCUUUUCAAGAAGAAGAAGGUCAAGGAAGAGGAGGGUGAUGGCGUGGGUGACAGGGAUGAGGACACCGACAGUGCCAUAGGGAGCUUCCGGUAUUCCUCCCGCGGUAAUUCCCAGAAGCCCGAAACGGACACGUCCUCCUCCCUGGCUGCGUCUGAUCGCUGCGCCAGUUCCCAGAGGGCCGGCAGAGAGAUGCAGGGCAGCAUUACCAAGUGGCUCAGCGGCCUCGGGACAGAGGACAGGCCUCCUCCCCCAAGUGAUUGGUCUGCAAGCGCCAGGGGGAAGUACACCAGAUCUUCCCUGCUCCGGGAGACCGAGUCCAAGUCCUCCAGCUACAGGUUCUCCAAAUCGCAGUCGGAGGAACAGGACACUUCCUCCUACCAGGAGGCCAAUGGCAACUCUGUAAGGAGCACUUCGCGGGUCUCUUCCUCCUCUACCAGGGAGGGCAGAGCGGUGCACAGAUUCUCCAGGUCAACGUUCAGUGAGACCUCAAGCUCCCGAGAGGAGAGCCCAGAGCCCUACUUCUUCCGCCGGACCCCCGAGCCCUCCGACGGGGAAGAGUCCCCGGAGGCGCGGCGGCCGAACUGGGCCAGGCCCAGGGACUGGGAAGAUGUGGAAGAGUCGUCCAACUCGGACUUUUCUGAAUUUGGAGCCAAGAGGAAGUUCACGCAGAGCUUCAUGAGGUCCGAGGAGGAGGGAGAAAGAGAGAGGAUGGAAAACCGGGAAGAAGGGAGGUUUGCUUCAGGGCGGCGGUCCCAGUAUCGGAGAAGCACUGACAGGGAGGAGGAGGAAGAGAUGGACGAUGAAGCCAUCAUUUCGGCCUGGAGACGCCAGCAGGAAGAGACCAGGACGAAGCUGCAGAGAAGGAGGGAGGAUUGAGCUGGGGCAAGGCGGACCUGGGAGAGACCGAGAACAUGGGAAGAAGCCACACAGCUUAGCACAGGGCUCGGGGCACACCUGGCCACCGCCCAUCAAGGCACAGGGGUGUGGAGCGGAUCAUCAUGAGGGGCAAAGCCUCCAGGAGAGCCGUCAGGGUGAGGUCUGAAUGCUAAGCCAACUGACCCCAUUUUCUGUUGCCCGAUGCCCUCUUAGGCUUUGACUCUUCACUUCUGUACCCAGUAGCGUUCGGCACUGACGGGAGAGGUGAGCUCGCCGUGCCACCCUAGCUUGUCAGAGAUUCCAGCUCACGUCCGGGAAGACGGAAUGCAGGACAUGGCUCUGUUGGUGGAGGUUUUAUGAGACCCAGGAAAUUUAUCCUGUGCCAAGUCUCACCUCUCCUGGCAAAGCUGAGUUCUGGGUGUUUUUUUAAAUGUUUGGGAUCUCCAUUAA
Molecule: messenger RNA, 3867 nt
Organism: Callorhinus ursinus (northern fur seal)
Lineage: Eukaryota; Metazoa; Chordata; Mammalia; Carnivora; Otariidae
Gene: STYXL2
Product: serine/threonine/tyrosine interacting like 2
Biological process (GO): protein dephosphorylation; negative regulation of MAPK cascade
Cellular component (GO): cytoplasm
Molecular function (GO): protein tyrosine/serine/threonine phosphatase activity; MAP kinase phosphatase activity
Source: RefSeq, a predicted model, not a curated record